Molecule: messenger RNA, 387 nt
Organism: Nothoprocta perdicaria
Lineage: Eukaryota; Metazoa; Chordata; Aves; Tinamiformes; Tinamidae
Product: small integral membrane protein 29-like
Exons: 4
Coding region: 79-387 (102 amino acids)
Source: RefSeq, a predicted model, not a curated record
UGCGGUGCCGCCGUCCCCGGGUGCCUCCUGCGCCGGCUCCAUGCGCGGAGCGGCCGGCACCGCGCUGCCGCGCCGGCCAUGAGCAACAGGACGUCGCCCACCAGCCCCGGCGCCGCCAGCAGCGACUCCCUUGUGGGCUACGUCCUCGUGCCCUUCGUCCUCGUCACCGUCGUCGGCGUCGUGCUGGCCCUGACCAUGUAUGUGCAGAAGAAGAGGAGGUUUGACCGGCUGCGCCACCGGCUGCUGCCCAUGUACAGCUACGACCCGGCCGAGGAGCCCGCCGAGGCCGAGCAGGAGCUGCUGGUGGAGGCCGAGGACGCCCGGGUGGCGCCCGGCUGGGGGGGCUCCCAGCCCCGCCGCUCCCUGCGCUCCGACUGGCGGGUCUGA